AAAAUGAUGCAAAAGACCACUCUUUAUUAAUGCUGUCUUUUGUGCCUUCUGGAAAGUUGUUAACAAGUUUGUAUUUGUUGUAAGUUCCAUAAUAGCUGGAUGUAUUCAUUUUCAGUGUUUAAGUUUACAUACAUAAACUGGUCUCUUGAUGUCUAAUCCAUGUGAAAAGUUACAUGUUGCUACCAACACGUUGUUAAAUCUAUAACAUCAAGAAAUAAAAUGUAGAGACUUCCUUAAACUAUGAAUCUGAAGAACAGUAUUAAUUACAAGUGCUAUUUUUAGAGCCCCAGGUUCUAAAAGUUAGAUUUUUUUUUUUUUAACUUAUGGAAAUUGGCCCCACAUCAUAAGGCAGUCAUUACUUUCCCUAUUAUUUUCCUUUUGUGCAACUCUAAAAAUGAACAUUUGCUUUUUAACUGAUUAUUCAGAUAUGUAAAGUCUUAAAUAAAACUGUCUGGCAGCGUCAAAAAAAAAAACUGCUUUUGCUGCAUCCUGUAGAUUUUAGAACAUUGUGUUUCCAUCUCCACUUGUCUCAAGGUAUUCUUUUAUGUCCUGUCUAGUUUCUUUGCUGGAUCAUUGGUUAUUUAGAAGCACGUUGCUUAUCUACCAUGUGUUAAUGUUUUUUUCUGGUUUCUUUCACAUCCACAAUGGCAUGACACUAGAAGCCACUGACAAGAAGAGGCUGUGAGGGGAAAUAGGUCAGAGAUAGGGUUGACCACAAAGAAGAUUAGGAAAACUUAUGAUGAGUAAUUGUGGACACGACUUAGCAAAUCAGCAGCAGCAGCAACAAUUGUGGCAGUGGCUACAUGACUCUACAUGUGACCAAAGUCUUCAAACCAUACACUAAAAAGUGUGCAUAUUACUGUUUGUAAGUUAUAUGGCAAUUCUAAAGGGGGCUAUAACAAGAAAUAUGACAAGUAAUACCAGCGAAUGUAUUGACCCUCAAAAUAUCCAACUUAGUCCCACAGGAAGUCAAAUUGCUUCCUCCUUUGGAAAGUGGGGUGACGAGCUGUAGACGCCCUCAUGCUCUCCCAGGAGGUCAUCCCUGGGGAGAGAGAUGUCUCUCUAAUUCCCUGCUGAUUCCCACGCAUUAGUCUCUGAAAUCCCACCCUGACUCCGGUCAACAUCAUUUCAGGAGAGCAGACUGCACGCUGAGCCCUGUUACCACCCUUUAUUAAUCUGCAUGUUAAUAAAUGCAGGCUGUUAGUCUGGCAGGUCCUCAGCUGACCUAAGGAUUGGCUGUGAGCCUUCAGUCAUCAGGGAAAAUGCCCCAAGGUAAACAUUAUACUAAGCAACCUUAAAAUAAUAACCUCUUAGUGUUUUAUAGACCUUCCUUUAUUUGCCAUUUACAGAGGCAAUUUUGUGAAUUAUGUGGGAAAAGUAAUUUAAUUAUAUUUAUUUCACAAAUAGGACAUAAGUGGCUCCUCCAAGGGCACAGAAAGAACGCCUAGUAGAUUCAGAAGCUGACUGCAUACUAGUGUUCUUUCCCUCAUCUUCCCUGCCUUAGAGACCUGGGAGCAUUUCUACCGCUGCCUGGGAGAUGACUUCUCUGACAGCAUUUAUGCAUUAUGUCAUGGCUAAAUUUCUGACUUCAAACUUACUAUUCAGGAUUAACCAUUCUAUUUUGUCAAGGAGUAAGGAUAUCUGAUUCUUAAGUAACCUGGAUGGAGAACACGACAGAAGUGACACAGUUCAUUCUCCUAGGACUAACCAACACCAAAAAACUACAAGUUCCCCUCUUUCUAAUAUUCGUUCUCAUUUACGUGAUCAAUGUGGUUGGAAACAUGGGCAUCAUCCUCUUGGUUCUCUUGGAGUCUCAUCUCCAGGCGCCCAUGUACUUUUUCCUCAGUAACCUGUCUCUGGUGGACUUCGGUUACUCCACAGCUGUCAUUCCCACAGGCCUGGCUGGAUUCCUUACAGGCAGCGGGGUCAUCUCCUAUAAUGCGUGUGCUGCUCAGAUGUUUUUCUUUGCAGCCUUUGCCACUAUGGAAAAUUUCCUCUUGGCAGCAAUGGCCUAUGACCGCUACGCAGCGGUGUGCAGGCCCCUCCAUUACACCUCAACUAUGACGACAAGCAUGUGUGUUAGUCUGUCCGCAGGCUCCUAUGUCUGCGGUUUCCUGAAUGCCUCCAUCCACGUUGGAAUCGCCUUCAGUCUCUCUUUCUGUGGGUCCAAUGUGGUCCACCACUUUUUCUGUGAUGUUCCAGCAGUCAUGGUUCUCUCUUGUUCAGAUAGGUAUGUUGGUGAGAUGGUUCUCGUUUAUGUAGCCAGUUUCAACAUCUUCUUUGCUCUCCUGGUUAUCUUAAUAUCCUACAUAUUCAUAUGUAUCACCAUUCUGAAGAUGCACUCCUCUGCAGGGUACCAGAAGGCUUUAUCCACCUGUGCCUGCCAUCUCACAGCAGUCUCCAUCUUCUAUGGUACGGUUAUCACAAUGUACUUACAGCCCAGCUCCAGUCAUUCCAUGGACACUGACAAAAUUGUGUCUGUGUUCUAUACCAUGGUCAUCCCCAUGCUGAACCCUUUGGUCUAUAGUCUAAGGAACAAGGAGGUCAAGAGUGCUUUCAAAAAGAUGAUUGCAAAGGCAAGAUUGUCGUUUUAACAUUUUAGAGUACGUAAUGAUCCAGUUUUACUCUUCUCAGAUUUUUCCCAUGCACUGAGUCACAUGCAGAAAUUAAAUCCUGAAUAAUACCCUUAUUUUUUUCUAAAGUAUAUUGUCUAGAAUAAGGAAGUGUUGCGUUUGGAAAUCUAACAACUAAAUGAGGAUGGCCAAAGAAAGCAUAAAUAUUUUUGUUCUGCUUGUCAAAAAAGCUAGUUAAGGACAUUUACAUGUUCAACAUGCAUUUUACCUGCCACAUGCACUAUAGCAUACAGGUGAAGCAGGAAAGCAAGCAAGCCCAUGAAGAGAACUGCAUGCCUGUGCCCUAUAGACACGCAUACACGUGGGAGGAGAAACUUAGCAAGAGAUAGAUGGAGAGUGUUUGUUUUUAUUAAAAAUAAUGUGAAUAGUGACUUAGUGGAUUAAAAUAUAAAUUUAUAUCUAAUAUUACUUUCUUUAGUUGAAUAACUGUUCUAAAAGUCCUAGUCUGAGAAAAAAAGCAAUAAACUUUUGAUGAAACUAUGUGCUUAUUUUGUUGGCAUAGUUUACUGACAGAUGUGUAAAUAUACCAUCUUAAGUGAACUAAUAAUUGUCUUGAUCAAGUCAUUUUAUUAAGCUGCAUUUUCACAUCACAGUCUUCAAAAGGAUAUAAUAGCCACAGUACAAG
Odocoileus virginianus texanus is the source of this 3258-nucleotide messenger RNA. Its product is annotated as olfactory receptor 5B3-like. Gene Ontology annotation, cellular component: membrane. Gene Ontology annotation, biological process: G protein-coupled receptor signaling pathway; sensory perception of smell. The record is from RefSeq and is a predicted model, not a curated record. Lineage: Eukaryota; Metazoa; Chordata; Mammalia; Artiodactyla; Cervidae. Gene Ontology annotation, molecular function: odorant binding; G protein-coupled receptor activity; olfactory receptor activity.